Messenger RNA from Scleropages formosus (Asian bonytongue), 6140 nucleotides. Its product is annotated as rapamycin-insensitive companion of mTOR-like. Lineage: Eukaryota; Metazoa; Chordata; Actinopteri; Osteoglossiformes; Osteoglossidae. The transcript has 37 exons. Gene Ontology annotation, molecular function: protein serine/threonine kinase activator activity. Gene Ontology annotation, cellular component: TORC2 complex. Gene Ontology annotation, biological process: positive regulation of phosphatidylinositol 3-kinase/protein kinase B signal transduction; TORC2 signaling. The record is from RefSeq and is a predicted model, not a curated record. Bases 71 to 5125 code for a protein of 1684 amino acids.
CUCUACCCUCUCUCUCGCGAUAAUUCCUGAUGUUUCCGGAGUUUUGAAUGUGAACAUACCUGAGAACAUCAUGGCUCUCAGCAGCACCCGAAGCCUUCGGGUUCGAGGUCGGCAUGACAGCAGCGGGGAGGAAAACGUCCCGUUGGAUUUGAGCAGAGAACCUGUGGACUGCCUGAGGGAGAUCCUUCAGAAUGUGGCGAAACCACAGGGUGUCACCAACAUAAGGAAACUGGGCCACUUGAACAACUUUAUAAGGGUGACGCUUACAUUUGUGCCAUCAGAAAGCAGCAUCACUUCCUCACUGACACAGCAAUGUAGAACUGGACCGCCUACCUCCUACAGCAAACAGUGGGUUGAGGAGAUGUGUUUGUGUGUUGUAAUAGUCUCGCCCAAUAUCUUUCUGUCCCUGUCAUGCUCACAGCUCCUCUGCAGCGUUGGACAUUGUGAGGAGAAGUUUGGGUUUACAUAUGAACAAAUCAUCAUCUGUCUACGGCUAGCUCUCCUCAGUGAUGCCAAGGAGGUGCGGGCAGCAGGCUUGCGGGCACUGCGCUACCUCAUCCAUGACAGCAGCGUUCUCCAGAAGGUGCUACGCCUCCAGGUGGACUACCUGAUUGCCAGAUGUAUUGACAUCCAGCAGAGCAAUGAAGUUGAGAGGACACAAGCUCUCAGACUCGUGCGGAAGAUGAUCGCAGUGAACGCGCUGUUAUUUCCCAGUUCCAUUGUUAGCUCGCUGAUUGCUGUGGGCAGCGAUGGCCGACAGGAACAUGACUGCAUGGUGCAGGCCUGCGUGGCAAUCAUCUGUGAGCUGGCAUUGAAGAACCCAGAGGUGGUAGCACAGAAGGGAGGGCUUGGCACCAUCCUGAAAAAUGUGAUUGACUGCCAGCAGAACUGCAUCAAUGAGGCCUUAAUCACCACCGUUUUGCAUCUGCUCAAUCACCCAUACACUCGGCAGUACGUGCGGCUUAACGUGGAGCUUGAGCAAAUCCUGGCACCUUAUACAGACUUCCACUACAGACACAAUCCUGACACAUCUGAAAGCCUGCACAAUGAGGACAGAGAAGCGCGGUUUCUGGCCUGCAAGAUGGCCAUUGUGGCAUCCUUCCGCUCAUGGUCAGGGAUCAUUAACCUGUGUAAGCCAGGGAGCUCCGGGAUUUCAUCUUUGAUUGGUCUGCUCUUUAUACCCCACAUGGAAGUGCAGAAAAGAUUGGUAGAACUGAUUUACGACAUCUUCUGGUUACCCAUUCCUGUGAUGACGGACAACUUCACAGAAGCCCUGCAAAGUGUGGACCCCAGUCGUUACCAGGACAGUUGGAGGCUGUCAGAUGGUUUUGUGGCCUCAGAGGCGAUGAUGAUUCUUCCUCAGAGGGUGAAGUCUCGGCCUGACCUGGUGGACAACUACCUAGCCCUUGUACUGUCUGCUUUCAUCAACCAUGGACUCCUUGAGGGCCUCAUUGAAGUCAUCACCAGCGGCAGUGACCACGUUUCUGUUCGAGCCACUAUCCUUUUGGGGGAGCUUUUGCACAUGGCCAGCAGGAUCCUUCCCCAGUCUCACAGCCACCACCUGCAUUGCCUUCCCACACUCGUGAACUUGGCAGCCUCCUUUAGCAUCUCACAAGAGAAAAGUCUGCGAGCAAGUGGAGCUGUGAACAACCUGAAGCUCUUCCAUGAGAAAAAGAAUAAUCAACCCAAACCCAGCAGCCUGUACCUGGAUCACAUUAUUCGGAAGGCCAUGACAACCCGCUACUACAGAGACCAGAAUUCUCAGGCCACCAGGGACGGCUUCAUCCUGAAAGACAGAGAAGAGGCCUUCAUGAUGAUCCUUAGAGACAGCCAAGUGCUGAGCCACAAGGAUAACCUGGAUUGGAACUGGGCCCUCAUCACUACCGUCCUAAAAUGGCCAAAUGUUAACCUUCGGAGCAACAAGGACGAACAGAUUCACAAGUUUGUGCGUAGGCUUCUCUUCUUCUACAAGCCCAGCAGCAGGCUGUUUUCCUGCUUGGAGCUAAGUCAUAGGAAGGCUAGGCAGCUCACUAUAGCUGGCUGCCAGUUCAUUGAGUUCCUUCUGAAGUCAAAAGAGGAAGGGCAGGUAUACCUGGAGGACCUGGUGAGGGAUGUGGCUCAGUGGCUGUCUGCCUUGGAUGUCAUAGCUGACAGCAGUUUCCAGAGCAAAGGGCUGCUCACUAUGCUCAGCCAACACUACUUCCUCUUACUGGGCACCCUCUCUGCCCAUCCCUUUGGUGUCAAGAUAAUGGAGAAAUGUACUAUCUUCCAGUGUCUGCUCAAGCUAUGCUCAGUGAAGAACCAGGACUAUUUGCUGAAGCUGACAGUGUCUACAUUGGACUACAGUCGAGAUGGACUGGCUCGGGUCGUUCUUUCCAAAAUUCUCACAGCUGCCACUGACAGCUGUAGGCUGUAUGCCACAAAGUACCUCCGGGUGCUUCUUCGUGCCAACGUGGAGUUCUUUAGCAGCUGGGGCAUUGAGCUGCUGGUCACACAACUUCAUGACUGUACCAAGGCCAUCUCAAUGGAGGCUCUGGACAUUCUGAAUGAGGCCUGUGAGGAAAAGGCAAACCUCCAUGCCCUGAUCCAGAUGAAACCAGCACUUGCCCACCUAGGUGAUCCCGCUCUCCUGCUGAUCCUACGGUUCUUGUCAAUCCCAAAAGGCUUUUCCUACCUGAAUGAGAGGGGAUAUGUGACCAAGCAGAUGGAGAAGUGGCAGCAAGAGUACAACUUGAAGUAUGUGGACCUAGUUGAGGAGCAACUGAAUGAGGCACUCGCAACAUACCGCAGGCCUGCUGACAAAGACCGUAUGCAUCAGAGCAAGCAGAGCUGCCAGAGGCCAAACGUUUAUCUACCUGUGCACCUUUAUGGUGAGCUGGUUCAUGACAAGACUGGCUGCGAGCUAUUGGAGGCUCAGAAUGUGGUUCCAGACCUCAGCUACACAGUACGCUCUCCUAUAUUGGACAAGUGGGAGGCCAUAAAACGAUUAAAGGCAGCACUAUGGGCCCUGGGGAACAUUGGCUCUUCAGCUUGGGGUUUGAACCUCCUCCAGAAAGAGAAUGUGAUUCCUGAUAUCUUAGCUCUGGCACAGGAAUGUGAGGUCCUGUCCAUUCGUGGGACCUGCCUUUAUGUCCUUGGGCUGAUCUCCAGGACCAAGCAGGGAUGUGACACAUUAAAGCAGCAGGGCUGGGAUGCUGUCCGACAUACUCAGAAUGAACUCUGGCCUGUGGUACUGGCAGAGGUGGACCCACAGCUGUCUAAUGAGCUGCCAUCAAGCCUACUCAGUCUCCCCUCUGAGUCCACAAACAUGUAUCGAAACAGCGAGAGCAUGUAUGUCUUCAACUCUGAAUGGGUGGAGGGAUUGCCUCUCCACCUGCAGCCUAAAACCCCUAAGAGCCAAAGCCCCACUUUACCUCUAGCUCGUAGCUACCUUGCGCACGGCCACUUGCUCGGUUCCCUUAGCAUGUCUGGGAAAAAGCUUCGCAGCAUUAGCGACCCCAAGGGAAACAGAGCUGGUCGGGCCAUUUGGGAGACCACACCGUGGGGUCUGCAAAGGAACCGUGCUCUCACUGAACCUGCCAUUGUAUACCCCAGCACUGUCAAUCCUAGGGCCAUGGAACUAGGUAUAACAAAAGAUGCAGUCUGGAGUGGGCCAGGGAUGCGUCCUCAUGGCCACCAUAGCACCAGUUCAGCAGCCUACAGUGGAGGUAGAUCCCACAGCCAGAGCUUCAACACAGGCACCACAACAAGUGGCAUCAGCUCCAUGAGUUCUAGUCCAUCUCAUGAAACAGGUACGGGAAAGAGCUCAUCUGCCAGUGAUACAGACUGCAUCAGCCUUGACACCAUGGUCAACAGCCACACUGUCUGCAGCCGGUACGCCCACAGACUACAAUCCAACCAACCACUGCUGUCCAAGUCAAAGUCAACAUCGAUGGUGCCACUGAGCAGCCUGGACAUGCUGCCGAACCGCACCCAGUUGUUCAAAUCAUCCUCAUUAGCAGCAAGCCAGAGUCUGGCAGACUGUAGCUUCACCUACACCAGUCCACGUGAUGCCCUGGGUUACUGGGCACUGAAACAGCUACAGCAGCAGCGCAUCCACCCGUCUUUGUCUCGCAGCGAGGUAUUGGCCUCACCUGCUAAGGAUGUGUUGAUCACCGACACCAUAACCAUGAAGGCAGGCGGCCUGGAUUCCAAAUUCACCCCCCGCAGGUUUCUCAGCUUUACCUGUGUGGACAAAGAAGAGCUGUUGAGCCCCAUCAACCAAACCAUACUGCAGGGCUCCUUUUCCAUCCACUCCACAGUCUCCAUUGCCAACCGUCGGUGCAAUGAUGACUACAUUGGCCUGGCACUGCCCUUGGACAUCAAUGACAUGUUCCAGCUGAAAGAGAGUUCAUAUUUUCAGAGAAGAAUCGGCCCACUAUCUAAUGGCCAGAAUGUUACGUUCUACAUUGGAGAGGAAUCGGAAGAUCCUUGCCAUGGUACCCCUCCUUUGAAGCAGCAGGGGAGUGUUACAGAUGUGCUGACAGAUGGGAAAAAGGACUCGCGAUGGGGCUUUACAGAGUCGAGUCUGCAGGAGCACAGUGAGAACUGCCUCUACUGUGCAGGCUUGCAGGUGCUUGGUGGCCAGGGUGACGGUACUGUUUGUGGCCACGUAGGCAUUAGCACCCCAUAUGCAGACUGGUGUGGCACAACCAAGCACCUGGAGAUCAUGCCACAGUCAGGAUUGUCAUGGGCAUCUGACUGUAGUGACAGCACAUCUCAGAGCUCUGCCAGCAGUUGUCAUGGCACUGAGGUUAUCAUAGGGGCCAAGCCCAUCCUAGAGGACUCCAUUACUUCCAGGGCCCUGCUGAGAAAGGAAAUACUGCGGUUAGUGGUGAACCUCAGUUCCUGCGUGGGAACCAAGAGUCAUGAGGCUGGUCUGCUGACCAUCAAAGAAAAGUUUCCCAGUGCAUUUGAUGACAUUUGCCUGUAUUCAGAAGUGUGCUGCCUCCUGGCCCGUUGCCUGUUCCGCUUAACUUCACGACGGUUUAUCCAAGAGCUCUUCCAAGAUGUCCACUUCAUACAGAUGUAUGAAGAGGCAGAAGUGGUUCUGUCCACACCACCCAAGAUAUUUCCUGCUUUCUGACACUGUCUUCAACUCAGUCCUGUGGUCCAGCCUCUGUCCUGCCAGCAGGGAGGAGGACAGUGGGGGAAGGACUCUGAUAUAUUGAACUGGAUGGAGAAAGAAGAGGACAGUGGUGUCUUUGACUUACAGGACUGCAAAUAUACUGCAAACACUGUGGGAGGUUAUUGUAUAAUACAGCAUUCUCUGAUGGUAAUCUGGUCUAUGUUGACCGUUUCCUGCUUACCCCAUCAGGGUUCCAGUCAGAGGCAUUGUGAAAAUUAAUUUUUGUACCCUUUUAACUAGUUUUAUACUAUAAAUCUUCAGCCACUGGGGCUCCAUGAGCUCUUGUACAGUAAAAGCUAUGAGGUUGGACUGAAAUUUGGCAGUCUGUUUUCUCCCUUUUUUUUUUUUUUUUCUUUUUCUUUUCCCCUGACCUGACUCUAGCUUUCAGUGUAACAGCUUCACUUGGCUUGAGCCCUCUGCUGCUUUUUCUAUUCGGAAUGAAUGCAUCGCUAAACAUAACACACUGCAGAAGAAAUACUGCUUUGUGUUACUGUUAAUACCUGCUCUCUGAAGUGUUGUAACACAAAAUAGAAUCCCAUGAGCUCACCAUCAGGAAUGACUAAUGCUUUUUAUACACCCUUUUACUGCCAUUUUGUGGUUAAAGCUGGUGGGGUGUCAUUCAGAGCCUCACUGUCCUUCUACAUGCUCAUAUUCAGAAGUACAUUGGAUUCUUAGAAUUAAGGAAAACCCUGGUGGAGCAAGUCUUCACAGUAAAGGGCAAAUUAUCAAGGGUUUAUUUGUUGCAAUAGGUAUCUUGUUAGUAUGCAAAGCUCUCAGUCCAGUGAAGAGUGGAAUAGUUAUUUUGCAGCAUGGUGAAGGUGAUUCCACUGUCCAAGGUGCAUCUUAAUCUGGCUUUCAGAAAUCAGAAUUGCAGUGACCAUGCAAUGCAUUCAUUUGUGCAUUUACUCAGUUGGCUGACACUUUUCUCCAAAGCAACUUACAAUUAUUUACCCAUUUAUACAGCUGGGUAACU